This is a messenger RNA of Heterocephalus glaber (naked mole-rat), 9545 nucleotides long. RefSeq names its product calcium voltage-gated channel subunit alpha1 I (gene Cacna1i). Gene Ontology annotation, cellular component: neuron projection; voltage-gated calcium channel complex; voltage-gated sodium channel complex. Gene Ontology annotation, biological process: positive regulation of calcium ion-dependent exocytosis; calcium ion import across plasma membrane; membrane depolarization during action potential. Gene Ontology annotation, molecular function: high voltage-gated calcium channel activity; low voltage-gated calcium channel activity; voltage-gated sodium channel activity. Lineage: Eukaryota; Metazoa; Chordata; Mammalia; Rodentia; Bathyergidae. The record is from RefSeq and is a predicted model, not a curated record.
GGGCCGGCCGGGCUGGGGGUCCUUCUGACCGCAGGCUCCGAGGAAUCGCGUCGCUCCCGCGGCUCCACGCCGGACGACCCCGCCGGCCGGACGACCCCGCGAAGGUCCCCCAGGGCUUCCUGUGCGGCGCUGACAUGGCUGAGAGCACCUCGCCACCCUCCUCAUCUGCAGCGGCAGCACCGGCCUUGGAGCCAGGGAUCACAGAGCAGCCGGGGCCCCAGAGCCCCCCUCCAUCCCCUCCAGGCCUGGAGGAGCCCCUGGAUGGAGCCGAUCCUGAUGUCCCACACCCGGACCUGGCACCCGUUGCCUUCUUCUGCCUUCGACAGACUACUAGCCCCCGGAACUGGUGCAUCAAGAUGGUGUGCAACCCAUGGUUUGAGUGUGUCAGCAUGCUGGUGAUCCUGCUGAACUGCGUGACCCUGGGCAUGUACCAGCCGUGCGACGACAUGGACUGCCUGUCGGACCGCUGCAAGAUCCUGCAGGUCUUUGAUGACUUCAUCUUCAUCUUUUUUGCCAUGGAGAUGGUGCUGAAGAUGGUGGCCCUGGGCAUUUUUGGCAAGAAGUGCUACCUCGGGGACACCUGGAACCGGCUGGAUUUCUUCAUUGUCAUGGCUGGGAUGGUCGAGUACUCCCUGGACCUUCAGAACAUCAACCUGUCGGCCAUCCGCACUGUGCGUGUCCUGAGGCCCCUCAAAGCCAUCAACCGUGUGCCCAGCAUGCGGAUCCUGGUGAACCUGCUCCUGGACACGCUGCCCAUGCUGGGCAACGUCCUCCUGCUCUGCUUCUUUGUCUUCUUCAUCUUUGGCAUCAUUGGCGUGCAGCUGUGGGCUGGCCUGCUGCGCAACCGCUGCUUCCUGGAGGAGAACUUCACCAUACAAGGGGAUAUGGCCCUGCCACCCUAUUACCAGCCAGAGGAGGAUGACGAGAUACCCUUCAUCUGCUCCCUGUCAGGGGACAAUGGCAUCAUGGGCUGCCAUGAGAUCCCCCCACUCAAGGAGCAGGGCCGAGAGUGCUGCCUGUCUAAGGAUGACGUCUAUGACUUUGGGGCGGGGCGCCAGGACCUCAACGCCAGUGGCCUCUGUGUCAACUGGAACCGCUACUACAAUGUGUGUCGCACAGGCAGCGCCAACCCCCAUAAAGGCGCCAUCAACUUUGACAACAUCGGGUAUGCCUGGAUCGUCAUCUUCCAGGUGAUCACUCUGGAAGGCUGGGUGGAGAUCAUGUACUACGUGAUGGAUGCGCACUCCUUCUACAACUUCAUCUAUUUUAUCCUGCUUAUCAUAGUGGGCUCCUUCUUCAUGAUCAACCUGUGCCUCGUUGUCAUAGCGACCCAGUUCUCGGAGACCAAGCAGCGGGAGCACCGGUUGAUGCUGGAGCAGCGGCAGCGCUACCUGUCCUCCAGCACGGUGGCCAGCUACGCCGAGCCUGGGGACUGCUACGAGGAGAUCUUCCAGUACGUCUGCCACAUCCUGCGCAAGGCCAGGCGCCGUGCCCUGGGCCUCUACCAGGUCCUGCAGAGCAGGCACCAGGCCCUGGGCCUGGGGGCACCGGCCCCUGCCAAGCCCGGGCCCCACGCCAAGGAGCCCAGGCACUGCAAGCUGUGCCUGAGACAUAGCCCCCUGGAUCCAACGCCCCACACGCUGGUGCAGCCCAUCUCUGCCAUGCUGGCCUCCGACCCCAUCAGCUGCCCGCGCUGCCAGCAUGGGACCGGGCAGCAGCCCUCAGGCCCAGGCAGCACGGAUUCCGGCCAGGAGGGCUCGGGCUCUGGUGGCUCGGGUGGUGAUGAGGUGGAGGCCGACGGGGACGGGCCCCGGAGCAGUGAAGAUGGGGGGUCCUCAGGCCCGGGGAAGGAGGACGAGGAGGAACAGCCAGACGGGGCUGCCGGGCUGUGUGGGGACGUGUGGCGGGAGACACGAGGCAAACUUCGGGGCAUCGUGGACAGCAAGUACUUCAACCGGGGCAUCAUGAUGGCCAUCCUGGUGAACACCGUCAGCAUGGGCAUCGAGCACCAUGAGCAGCCUGAGGAGCUGACCAACAUCCUGGAGAUCUGCAAUGUGGUCUUUACCAGCAUGUUCGCCCUGGAGAUGAUCCUGAAGCUGGCCGCCUUCGGGCUCUUCGAUUACCUGCGGAACCCGUACAACAUCUUCGACAGCAUCAUCGUCAUCAUCAGCAUCUGGGAGAUUGUGGGGCAGGCGGAUGGCGGGCUGUCAGUGCUACGCACCUUCCGGCUGCUGCGGGUGCUGAAGCUGGUGCGGUUCAUGCCUGCGCUGCGGCGCCAGCUGGUGGUGCUCAUGAAGACCAUGGACAACGUGGCCACCUUCUGCAUGCUGCUCAUGCUCUUCAUCUUCAUCUUCAGCAUCCUUGGGAUGCACAUCUUCGGCUGCAAGUUCAGCCUCCGCACCGACACGGGAGACACGGUCCCCGACAGGAAGAACUUUGACUCCCUGCUGUGGGCCAUUGUCACGGUGUUUCAGAUCCUCACCCAGGAGGACUGGAAUGUUGUCCUCUAUAAUGGCAUGGCCUCCACCUCCCCCUGGGCCUCCCUGUACUUCGUUGCUCUCAUGACCUUUGGCAACUAUGUGCUCUUCAACCUGCUGGUGGCCAUCCUGGUGGAGGGUUUCCAGGCUGAGGGUGAUGCCAACCGCUCCUAUUCAGAUGAGGACCAGAGCUCAUCCAACAUGGAGGAGUUGGACAAACUCCAGGAGGGCCUGGACAGCAGCGGAGAUCUCAAGCUCUGCCCAAUCCCCAUGACCCCCAAUGGGCAUUUGGACCCCAGUCUCCCACUGGGUGGGCAUCUGGGCCCCUCUGGGGCUGCAGACCCUGCCGCCCGCCUCUCCCUGCAGCCAGACCCCAUGCUGGUGGCCCUGGACUCCCGAAAGAGCAGCGUCAUGUCACUGGGGAGGAUGAGCUAUGAUCAGCGCUCCCUGUCCAGCUCUCGGAGCUCCUACUACGGGCCGUGGGGCCGCAGCGGGGCAUGGGCCAGCCGCCGCUCCAGCUGGAACAGCCUCAAGCACAAGCCGCCAUCGGCGGAGCACGAGUCCCUGCUCUCCGCUGAGCGCAGCGGCGCCCGGGUCAGCGAGGGCGCUCGGGACGAGGGUCCGCCGCGCGCUGCGCCCCUGCACGCCCCGCACGUCCACCACGCGCACCACGGGCCCCACGUGGCGCACCGCCACCGCCACCACCGCCGCACGCUGUCCCUCGACACCAGGGACUCGGUGGACCUGGCCGAGCUGGUGCCCACUGUGGGCGGUCACCCGCGGGCCGCCUGGAGGGCGGCGGGCUCGGGCCCCGGCCACGAGAACUGCAAUGGCAGGAUGCCCAGCAUCGCCAAGGACGUCUUCACCAAGAUGGACGACCGCAGGGACCGCGGGGACGACGAGGAGGAGAUCGACUACACCCUGUGCUUCCGCGUCCGCAAGAUGAUUGACGUCUACAAGCCCGACUGGUGUGAGAUCCGUGAGGACUGGUCCGUCUACCUCUUCUCUCCUGAGAACAGGUUCCGGGUCCUAUGUCAGACCGUCAUCGCCCACAAGCUCUUUGACUACGUGGUCCUGGCGUUCAUCUUCCUGAACUGUAUCACCAUUGCCCUGGAGCGGCCCCAGAUCGAGGCAGGCAGUACCGAACGAAUCUUCCUCACCGUGUCCAACUACAUCUUCACAGCCAUCUUCGUGGGCGAGAUGACACUGAAGGUGGUGUCGCUGGGCCUGUACUUCGGCGAGCAGGCGUACCUGCGCAGCAGCUGGAAUGUGCUGGACGGUUUCCUUGUCUUCGUAUCUAUCAUCGACAUCGUUGUGUCUGUGGCCUCUGCCGGGGGUGCCAAGAUCCUGGGAGUCCUCCGGGUUCUGCGGCUGCUGCGCACCCUGCGCCCCCUGCGCGUCAUCAGCCGGGCCCCUGGUCUGAAGCUGGUGGUGGAGACACUCAUCUCGUCCCUCAAGCCCAUCGGCAACAUCGUGCUCAUCUGCUGUGCCUUCUUCAUCAUCUUCGGCAUCCUAGGGGUGCAGCUCUUCAAGGGCAAAUUCUACCACUGUCUGGGGGUGGACACUCGCAACAUCACCAACCGCUCUGACUGCGUGGCUGCCAACUACCGCUGGGUCCACCACAAAUACAACUUCGAUAACCUGGGCCAGGCUCUGAUGUCCCUCUUUGUCCUGGCCUCCAAGGACGGCUGGGUGAACAUCAUGUACAACGGGCUGGACGCUGUGGCUGUGGACCAGCAGCCCGUGACCAACCACAACCCCUGGAUGCUGCUGUACUUCAUCUCCUUCCUGCUCAUCGUCAGCUUCUUCGUGCUCAACAUGUUUGUGGGCGUGGUGGUGGAGAACUUCCACAAGUGCCGGCAGCACCAGGAGGCUGAGGAGGCGCGGCGGCGAGAGGAGAAGCGGCUACGGCGCCUGGAGAAGAAGCGCCGCAAAGCCCAGAGGCUGCCCUAUUAUGCCACAUACUGCCCCACCCGGCUGCUCAUCCACUCCAUGUGUACCAGCCACUACCUGGACAUCUUUAUCACCUUCAUCAUCUGCCUCAAUGUGGUCACCAUGUCCCUGGAGCACUACAACCAGCCCACGUCCCUGGAGACAGCCCUCAAGUACUGCAACUACAUGUUCACCACUGUCUUUGUGCUGGAGGCUGUGCUGAAGCUGGUGGCAUUUGGCCUGCGGCGCUUCUUCAAGGACCGGUGGAACCAGCUGGACUUGGCCAUCGUGCUGCUGUCUGUCAUGGGGAUCACGUUGGAAGAGAUCGAGAUCAACGCGGCACUGCCCAUCAACCCCACCAUCAUCCGCAUCAUGCGGGUCCUGCGCAUCGCCCGGGUGCUGAAGCUGUUGAAGAUGGCCACAGGGAUGCGGGCGCUGCUGGACACGGUGGUGCAGGCCCUGCCCCAGGUGGGCAACCUGGGCCUCCUCUUCAUGCUACUCUUCUUCAUCUAUGCUGCCCUGGGCGUGGAGCUCUUUGGGAAGCUGGCCUGCAAUGAGGAGAACCCAUGCGAGGGCCUGAGUCGGCAUGCCACCUUCGAGAACUUCGGCAUGGCCUUCCUCACGCUCUUCCAGGUCUCCACGGGUGACAACUGGAAUGGGAUCAUGAAGGACACGCUGCGAGACUGCACCCACGAUGAGCGCAGCUGCCUGAGCAGCCUGCAGUUCGUGUCGCCGCUGUACUUCGUCAGCUUCGUGCUCACCGCCCAGUUCGUGCUCAUCAACGUGGUGGUAGCCGUGCUCAUGAAGCACCUGGACGACAGCAACAAAGAGGCCCAGGAGGAUGCUGAGAUGGACGCCGAGAUCGAGCUGGAGAUGGCCCACGGCCUGGGCCCCAGCCCACAGCCCCCUGCUGCCUCCCCAGGGGCUCCUGGCCGAGGACCAGGAGUGGCGGGCAGCGGGGGCGACAGUGAGGGCCACCGGUGCCGGCGCUGCUACUCUCCAGCCCAGGAGACCCUGUGGCUGGACAGCGUCUCUUUAAUCAUCAAGGACUCCUUGGAGGGGGAGCUGACCAUCAUCGACAACCUGUCCGGCUCCAUCUUCCAUCACUAUGCCUCGCCCACGCCCGCUGGCUGCAGGAAGUGUCACCACGACAAGCAGGAGGUGCAGCUGGCGGAGACGGAGGCCUUCUCCCUGAACUCAGACAGGUCCUCGUCCAUCCUGCUGGGUGACGACCUGAGUCUUGAGGACCCCACAGCCUGCCCAUCUGGCCCCAAAGACAGCAAGGGUGAGCCGGACGUCUCCGAGCCCAUGCGGGUGGGAGACCUGGGCGAAUGCUUCUUCCCCCUGCCCAACGCAGCAGUCUCCUCGGGAACAGAGAACUUCCUGUGCGAGAUGGAGGCGAUCCCAUUCAACCCUGUCCGGUCCUGGCUGAAGCACGAGAGCAGCCAAGCACCCCCGAGCCCCUUCUCCCCGGAUUCGUCCAGCCCACUCCUGCCCAUGCCUGCUGAGUUCUUCCACCCUGCUGUAUCUACCAGCCAGAAAGGGCAGGAGGGAGGUGCCGGCGUGGGGACCCUCCCCAAGAUUGCCCUGCAGGGUUCCUGGGCCUCCCUGCGGUCGCCCAGUGUCAACUGCACCCUCCUCCGACAGGCCACCGUGAGUGACACGUCGCUGGAUGCCAGCCCCAGCAGCUCAGCAGGCAGCCUGCAGACGACACUGGAGGACAGCCUGACCCUGAGUGACAGUCCCCGAUGUGUCCUGGGGCCACCAGCGCCUGUACCAGGGCCCCGGGCUGGUCUGUCACCAGCCACCCGCCGCCGCCUCAGCCUCCGGGGCCGUGGCCUGUUCAGCCUGCGUGGGCUCCGUGCACACCAGCGCAGCCACAGCAGCGGUGGCUCUACCAGCCCGGGGUGCACCCACCAUGACUCCAUGGACCCCUCAGAUGAGGAGGGCCGCGGUGGCACGGGAGGUGGGGGUGCGGGCAGCGAGCACUCCGAGACCCUCAGCAGCCUGUCGCUCACCUCCCUCUUCUGCCCGCCCCCUGCGCCGCCCCCACCCGGCCUCAUGCCUGCCCGGAGGUUCAGCAGCACCAGCAGUCUGGCUGCUGUCCCCGGCCGUCCCCGAGUCCCCACCGGCACCACCACCCAGCCCCGCGGCCUGGCCCGGAGCCCCUCAUGGGCCUCGGACCGCAGCAAGGACCCACCAGGCCAGGCCCCGCUGUCCUCGGGCUUGGGUCCCUCGGGGCCUGAGCCGCAGCUGCACCCUGGGGACCUGGAGUCGGGAGAUACCGCGAGCAAGAGGAAGAGAUGAGGGGCCGCGGGGGCCGUGCCGGUGCCCACCGUGCACCCGCCUGCCCCGUUUCAACUUCUUUUACCUCAGGAGCCAGGGAGCAGACAGCAAUACUUUGUCCACACCUGGGAAUGGCUCGGGGACAGCCAGCCACCAGGCUGCCAAGUGGACGAGAUGGAGGAGGGUCUGGGUUAGCCAGGCUCAGACGUGGACCCCGCUGUGGCCCAGCGUGGCCCUCCCAGUGCAUAUACAUAUAUAUAUGCAGAUAUAUAUAGAGAGACAGACAUAUAUAUUUAUUUAUUUUUUUUACUGAGAGCUUAUGACUUCCAGAAAGUGCUAAAGUUCGGGAUGUGGCCAGGGUUUGGACAGGGGUCUUGUCUGCUGCUUGGGACCCAGGCCCACCCAGGGCAGAGGAUCCUGCCUGGGCAUUGACAGCGUAGUUUUGGUGUCUCCCUGGGUCGGGAGUAGCUUGAGAAGCUGAGCAGGGCUGCGGCCAGGAGACAGGUCCAGGUGAAGAGGUGCAAUUCAGGGUAUGCUUUUUUUUCCCUGUAAAGAAGAGACGCUGCUAAGAUCCACCACCACCCCCCACGUGUUGGGGUGUCUGUCUUGUCCCUCUGACUGUCUCGUUGUUGUGAAGUCUUUUGUAGACACCCCUGAGCACACACUCCCUUAGUCACUGGUUAGAUGUUUUCCUUAGAAAAAUCAGGGGUGAGUAGUUGUAUUUCUUAGGGCAGGGGUGGGGUGGUGGACAACUCUCAGGUCAGGCAGGGGGAUCUGGCACAGUGAGGGUCUGGCUCCAGUGAACACUCUGGGAGCCCCCCCAAAGGUGAGUCCUGAGGUGCCGCUGUUCCUGAGGGCCUGUGAUCGCCCUGCCCUGAGCAUCUCUGCCUGUGCCACCUUGGAGUGCAGGGAACAGCAGGUCCGACAGGAUUAGCAGGGGUGGGACAUCUGUUCAGGCCCCAGACCAGCCUCUCCCCAGCCCAGCUCCUGCACCCUCCAGCCUGCAUCUGCUGCUUCCCAUUCACUUGUCCUUGGGUCUCUAUCUCACCGUCCUGAGUUGCAGGUCAAGUAGUGCUUCCCAAACAGUUCCAGACGGGUGUUUUUUUAUUUGAAUACUUAUGAUGCAUUUAUUUCAGUAUUUAUUAGAAAAAAUAAAAUACACGGGAGCUGUGAUUUCAGAGGCACAUUGCUUAAGUCAAGGCUGAGUUCUAAACAGUGUGUGGAUUUUUAAAGGAGGUCAGGAAGGUGUAGGUAAUGGUGGUCCACAGAAACGCAGAACGCUGGGGCGGAAACGCAAUGUGUUUGAGAUCUGUAGCACCUUGGCCAUCACGGGGCCUUUGUCUUUGCUUUUGCUGAGCUAUCUGGGGACUUCUGCUAGGCCCUGCUAGGAGGUCUUGUCCCCACUCCCAAGGCCUGGCUUCACAGAAGUCAGCCUCCAGCCAGGCUGGUGAGAGGUCUGCUGUUAGGAAAGGGCUCUGGGCUUCCUUGGGGCUGGCAUCCUGGGGCCUGGGUGCCGUGGUAAAGCCAGGAGGAAGCAGGUGCCAUGCACAUCUUUGGUGCAGGGCCCUUCCCCUUAGAGCCGAGGUGGUGAGGACAUUUUACAUCUGAGGAAACUGGGGCCCAGAGAAGUAAAGCAGGGUCCCCAGGAUCUCACAGGGCCCUGGCAGCCACGAAGGCGAGGUGCCCGUGGACUGGGCAGAAAAGCCCAUGUUCUGAAGUGAGGGUGGUUCAGAGGGCCCAGCGUAGAGCUGGCGGACUUGGCAGCCAGGGCCGGACAGGCCCCAGAGCCCCUGGGCUCCACUCUCUGUCAUCUUUAGUCUGCAGGGCGGCCCUGUGCGUGUGCCCUAGCCUUUCCCGAUGUCACCGGGUGCUGGGUGGCCGGGCGGGGAAUAUGACCACCAGGAGUGUCUGACACAAAGCAGCCCCUUUACACAGACUGGGUGGCCCCAGAACAAGCAGGUUGUCAGGGACGGUGGUCCAGGCAAAGGGACAGGUGUGAGCGAAGGCAGCCAGCCAGAGCAGGGCAGAUGAAGGUGGGUGUGGCUGAGGAGAGAAGCUGUGGCCGGUAGCCGGUUCCUGGAGGGUCCCAAAUACUUGUCCCAGACAUUUGGCCUUGUUCCGGUGGGUGUCAGGGGACCAGGGACCAGGGAAGCUUGGCGUCACUGGCCAGGACAAGCCAAAGUGGAUAAGGGUUGGGCAAAGGGCUCCUCCGCCCUUCCCGACCCUGUGGCCUGGGCUGCAUAUGUCUGUCACAAAAGCACAAACUUUACCCUCAUCCACAUGGGCCUGGCUGUGCGGAGAAGAGAGACCCUAAGGGUUUUGUUUUCAGGGCUGUGUGGAGUGGAGGCUGGGGGGACUUGGCAUCGGUGGAGAGGGACCCAAGACCACACAGGCGGUGGCCUGCCCUGGCCAGCUGUCCUCCUGUCCCUUGAAGGAGGUCAGAGCUGCACAGUAUCCGCCUGUCUGCCUGCCCUCCACCCAAGCCCUCUGUGUCCAGGGCCACCUCCAGCCCCCUUUGCCGCGCUGUGGAAGGGCUUAGGGUCCUAGAAUCCUCUCUUUAGCCCAGACACACAUACUCUUUUUGUCUCUGUGCAAUAAUCAGUGUUCCUGGCUGAGCCAGGGCCAAGCUGGGGGCUGGGGAGGAGGCAGGGACCAUCUCGUCCAGGAAGCCCUCGCUGGCCCCGCUGCUGCCACUCUAGCACUCCCCGUGGCUGUGCAGUUUCUACGUCGUGAUGAACUUCCCUCCUAGCUGCUGACGGCACUGGUCCCUGCUGGCCCAGAGGGCUCAGGCGCAGAGAAUCCAAGCAGCAGCACGGCCAGUGUCGUUUUGAAUAAAACCCCAGACACCUA